CCGACGGAUCUGAAGCCACUCGCACCGUUCCUCCAGCGCGCGCAUGAGACGCGGACCGCAGACCCGGCCCUUUCGUACUGGUGCAAUUACCACGCUGCGCAGCUCGGCAUCCCCCUCCUCAACUCGCUCGCGCCCGACUCGAAGGUGUUUCUCAUCACUCUCAUGGACACGCUCGAGGCGCAGAAGAAGAGCCUGGCGGGAAACGACGUCGUCAAUGGGGACGACAUCGUGGCCAAGGCAUACGUCGAAAAUGUCGCGCUCAAGGUCUUUGGGGGUGCAGACGACGAGGACAGAAGGGGCAAGGCGUCCAAG
This is a messenger RNA of Acaromyces ingoldii, 312 nucleotides long. Its product is annotated as DUF605-domain-containing protein. Lineage: Eukaryota; Fungi; Basidiomycota; Exobasidiomycetes; Exobasidiales; Cryptobasidiaceae. Gene Ontology annotation, biological process: late endosome to vacuole transport via multivesicular body sorting pathway. The transcript has a single exon. The record is from RefSeq and is a predicted model, not a curated record. The annotation marks the transcript as partial. Gene Ontology annotation, cellular component: multivesicular body.